AUGGAAACAACAACGGCUAGCCCCGAGCAGCCAACGCGACUGCCUCACCACACCGAUGCUUAUCUAGCAGAGAACAGGGGCCCAAUGGUGGUGGCAACCUGCGUGACCCUGGCCUCGAUAAGCACCAUCUUCGUUUUCCUUCGCCUAUUCACCCGAGGAAAAAUAAUGGCCAAAGUCCAGCUUGAUGACUGGUUAACGUCAGUAUCUGUGUUGCUGCAAUGGGCCUGCGUCGCAUGCGUUGUGCUGGCUACCGAACAAGGAAACGGGCGGCAUGUUGAUACCCUGAGCGCUCGCCAGAAGGAAUGCACAAUAUUCUGGACCUUGCUCGCCUUCGCCAUGGCAACUCCUGGAUUCGGCCUUCCCAAGAUUGCCGUCGUGGCUUUACUGAAUCGACUGAUGAACCCGGCAAAAUGGCAUGCGUACUUCCUGUGGGCGCUCUCGGGAACCUGCAUGGCGUCGCUGGUUGGCUGCAUCAUCUUCCUCUACUCUCUGUGCACACCUGUACAGUCUCUCUGGGCGACGGACAUGCCCGAGAGGAGAUGUUUACCAACAGAGACACUGGUAAAAUAUUGUGUGUUUGCUGGCAGCCUCUCGGCUUUUACCGACCUUUACCUUGCGAUAUAUCCCGCAACUGUGCUUUUCAGGCUGCAGAUGAAUAUCAGGAAGAAAAUCGGCCUGAGUGUGGCCUUGGGUAUAGGAUCUGUGGCAACCAUCAUCGCCGUCACGAAAUGUACCCGGCUGCCUGCUUUGGCCGAAGUGGACUUUAGCUAUAAAACAGCUGAUCUUGUUAUCUGGCUCGUCGGCGAAGGCACCACCAUCAUUGUGGCUUCAUGUAUCCCUCUUCUACAGCCGCUGGUAGAGUUUAUCUUCGGUCGCCGAGCUCUGAGCUCAUCCUCCGAUCCAAGCAACUUUACACCAAACCGGCAUACGCGAGGGAAGAAAGACCUAGAAACAGGCACGCACAUUACAAACAAGCGCCGUAGUCUACGCCGUGAUCCGAACCACGAUGCCUCUGAUACCGAGCUGGUGGAAGUCGAAUCACAGGAAACCUUCUUGCGAGAGCUCGACCCGGUCGAAACUGCGGAUCAUCUGGCAUCUGCAAGCACUGAUGUGCAUAUGGGCAAACGAAUUUUACGGACGGAUGUUGUAACAAUAUCAUAUGACAGGACUAUAGAAGGGAAGAUAGAUGAGGCAAGGGCUGCUGGUAGGUCUUGUGACGACCCUGGCCAUGGUUGGGUGAAGCUCUGA
Messenger RNA from Clonostachys solani, 1248 nucleotides. NCBI's taxonomy places the organism in Eukaryota, Fungi, Ascomycota, Sordariomycetes, Hypocreales, Bionectriaceae. The record is from the annotation of a GenBank genome assembly.